AUGGCAUGCCUUAUCAUGACAGUGGACUUUGUUCCGGACAAGCGGCAGCCUGCGUGCCAAACGGGAAGAAAGAAGUGCCUGACGGCUGCGACUGCGGGAGGUCAUCCGAUGGAUAUGCCUUCUGGAAAGAAAGACUAUGCGGCGACCCGCACGUCGACUGCCAACUGCGAACUGCUAACCAUCUACCUCGACCUGCGGUGGAGGAGAUACAUGAUCCAUGAGUCUUUUUUUUUUUUUUUUGUGAUUCGAUACAAGUCCCUAGGAACUUUGAAUCCAAAUCCCCCCAUCUGGAAGACUUUGAGUUCUGGUCUCGGUUGCGGGCAGAAGACCCGUGAAUUGGAAAGCAGUCCUCGAUCGCCUCCCGAAACUCGAUUUCCAACAAUAUCCUACAUCUCCAAGGGCGACCUAAGCCCAUCUUACCUCCAGUCUCAGGUGAUUGUCAAGACGGCCGCCUAUUCUGGAGAGACGGUGGUGGCGUUGGAAUCGGGCCGCUGCUUCAAUUCAUUGACUCCCCAGACUUGGGCUACAUUCAACCAUGUCCAGUGGUCCACAGUGCCAGCGCAUGGUUUCCUCCAGCCGGGAAUCCAUGAGAGUCGUAGUCUCUGUUCGAUGCGGCUACCAUUCAGCGUUCCCACUUGCUUUUGGAUUGUGUCACCCGUCACCACCACCACUACCACCAUCCACCAGGCGAAUAGCAGCAUGAUCUGUGCAGGGAACUCUCCCCCUGUCUUUCUCAUCCUCCCUCAAACCAAGGCCAAUGGUUCAUUUGCGUCCGACUGGUUGAAACUCCAGCCUCAGGCCGCUAGUCUAGCAGCACCAAAUACUGAGCCUCGGCCUAAUGAUAAUGUCGGGUCGCCUUGCAGGGACGAUCCGAUGUGGUUAGCAUGGGGUCCAAGGUUUGAAGGUAUAGGCCGCAAAUCAGUCCAAGUCUCCAAGCCUCCGGAGUCACUCAUCACUCAUCACCCACAGCCGAGAUCAACACCUGUUCAUCUCAACGGCCCAGAAAUAGAGGGUGGGGGUGGCUCACCUCCCGCCCGUGACGAUUCCUUGACUCUUCAGCGAACGCGACGAUCCAGUCUACCUGAUCCAAGUGAGCUUCUCCUCCACAUGUAG
Penicillium diatomitis is the source of this 1113-nucleotide messenger RNA. RefSeq lists its product as uncharacterized. The transcript has 2 exons. The record is from RefSeq and is a predicted model, not a curated record. NCBI's taxonomy places the organism in Eukaryota, Fungi, Ascomycota, Eurotiomycetes, Eurotiales, Aspergillaceae. Bases 1 to 1113 code for a protein of 370 amino acids.